Molecule: messenger RNA, 6736 nt
Organism: Quercus lobata
Lineage: Eukaryota; Viridiplantae; Streptophyta; Magnoliopsida; Fagales; Fagaceae
Exons: 14
Coding region: 515-5602 (1695 amino acids)
Molecular function (GO): zinc ion binding
Source: RefSeq, a predicted model, not a curated record
GUCCAAUUCUCUGUAGAAAUAAUUUUCCUACAAAGAGAAAGAGUGAAAAAAUAUAUAUAUAAUAAAAUUAAAUUAAUAAAAAAAACAAGGCUGCUGUUUACACCAAAACCAGAGAGAGAGAGGAGAGAGAGAGAGAGAGGGAGAGUCUAUGAAAUUCGAUUCCAGCUAAAACGAUCUCAAAGCUGGAAGCGUUGAAAGAAAAGGAAAAGAGGGAGAUAGAUAUUUUUUAUUGGGUUUUUAAAUUGAGUAGUUUUGAUCUUUGGUUUAUUUUCAAGAAUUGAAUUAUUCAAAGUUGUUAAAUUUGUAUUUUUUUAAGGAGGGUGUGAUUUGUGAUCGGGGUUGAGUUUGAUUGUUUUAGAGGGAAUCCUUGGUGGGUUUUGGUGGGUUUUUGGUUCUGUGAAAUGGGUCAGAGAGAGUUUUGGAAUUGGAUGUGAGGUUGUGAGGAUGGAGCUCUCAGUUUGAGGGUUUGAAUUUUAAGUUUUUUCUUUCUGGUUUUUUUUUUUUUUUUUGGUGAAUGAUUUCUGUUGGGGAUGCAAGGAAGGGGCUAGAGUUAAGGUUUGGUGGUGGGAGAGAGAUGGAGGAGACUGAGCUUGAAGAAGGGGAGGCUUGUUCUUACAGAAACGACAAUGAAGAAUACGAUCCAAGCAUCGACCCUGAUGUUGCUUUCUCUUACAUUGGUGAGAAACUUCAAAAUGUUUUGGGACAUUUUCAAAAGGAUUUUGAAGGUGGGGUUUCUGCGGAGAAUUUGGGGGCAAAAUUUGGAGGGUAUGGCUCAUUUUUACCUACCUAUCAGCGAUCUCCAGUUUGGUCUCAUCCCAGGACUCCUCCAAAAGUUCAGAACAACGGCACAGCUAGAUCUCCCAACAAUUCACUAUUGGAGGGUAGCCAUCAAAACUCUUCAGUUUCUUCAAGUGCACCUCAAUCUGUGAGACUUGUACCAGUUUCUACUAGUUCCACACCAUUGCCUUUAUUGAAGGCACCAUCAAUGAAGGACUCUGUCAAAAAGGAUGCUGGAAUGCCAUCAAUUCGUGCUGAGGAUGUCACUCAUAGAUAUGAAAUUGAGAACAAGAAAUCUACUAAUUUAUCAGACCAGAAAACACUGAAGGUUCGAAUCAAAGUGGGUUCUGAUAACUUGUCAACAAAAAAAAAUGCUGCAAUCUACAGUGGUCUUGGUCUUGAUGUCUCACCAUCAUCGUCAUUGAAUGACAGCCCUUCAGGAAGUGAAGGGAUGUCCCGAGAGCCUCAAGAUAGCCCAUGCGAAUCUCCCACCAGUAUUCUUCAGAUUAUGACAUCCUUUCCAGUGCACGGGGAUCUACUAUUAUCACCUCUUUCCCAUGAUCUGAUUCACCUGACCAUGAAGGAAAAGCUUACGAAAGAUUAUAGACAUAUGCCUGUGAUCAGGGGUGGUGCGGAAAAUUCUAACGUGGUACCAAGUGGGUCUGAUUCAGGAAAGGUUGAUGGGACAGUGAUAGAAGAGAAGAAGAAGAACUCUAUGAAGCGGAAUGAUAUUUCAGUGGAAUUGAAGAUUGGCGAUAGUAAGGAUGCUCAGAAGGGCAAUGGAUUUAUAUUACGGAAGGAACGUGAUGUUGACAUAUUGAAUUAUGAGGAACUUCUUUGUAAUACUCUAAAACUACCACUUCUAUCUAAUUCAAAUUCUGUUGUUGAUGACAUACCAAGAGGUAAAGAUAGGGACUCUGAUGUGUUAGGGGAAGCCAAUAACGAUGUACUAAGGGACAAAGACUUCUCUAAUACAGCAAAGGAGGAAACUUUGGGGCCAACAUUCACUCAAGAGGAUGGGUGGUUUGAGAAGUCGAAGGUGGGUUCAGCUGGAAAGAUUUGGGAAGAUAAGAAAGCAAGUUCAGUCGAUGACAGUUCAGUAUAUUCUAAAAAAGUUGCCCAUUCCAAUGGAGAGAAAAGUUACGACUCUGUAAAAUCUGAUUCAAAUGUUUCUAAGGGAAGAAAAGCUCUGAACUCUAAACUCUCGGAUCCUUCCAAGGAGAAGGCUAAUCAGAAGGCCACUGUCCAUGAACCAGACAGUAUUAGAUUGCCUCCUGAGAAGGAGCAUCCUUCUAAUGGGAGUAAGAAGAAAUCAAAGGGAAGUCAAAGUAAUGGCACCGUAGCCACUGAGGUUCCAAAAGUAAGCUUGAGGGUUCCCUCUUCAGUGCCCAAAAUAAAAAAGAGCACUCAUGUGGACUAUUUGACAUCUAAAAGUGAAAUGGAAGACUUCAAAUCACAGAAGGAUCUUGAAAGAGCUGGAGAUAGAUAUAGAGAUUUGUUUGGGGGAUCAGAAGAAGAAGAUAACCAAAUGGAAUCAUUGGAACUGCCUUCUGAAGAUAAGGACUUUGAGGCCAUUGAGAAUCAUGUGACUGCCAUUAAAAAUGCAUCAGAUGAAAGAUCGAGUGGUAGGAAAUUUGAGAAGCUACCAACAGUAGACGCUUAUCCUAAAGCAAUUUCAAUUUCAAAUGUAGGUCCAUCCUAUGGGCCCAUUUCUGAUAUAGCUCCUGCAACAGGGGCUCCUUCAGUGAUAGAUCGAGACACUUGGGUCAUGUGUGACAAGUGUCAAACAUGGCGGCUUCUUCCAUUUGGUAGAAGCCCUAAAGACCUACCUGAGAAGUGGAUAUGUAGCAUGCUUGACUGGCUGCCUGGAAUGAAUAUGAAUCGGUGUACCUUUACUGAGGCGGAAACAACACAAGCUCUUGUCGCACUGUACCAAGCUGCUCCUGAAAGUCAAACUAAUCUGCAUAGGAAUCCUGGUGGAGCUAUAGCCGGAGUAACCUUUGCUAAUGUUCGGCAUCUUGACCAAAACCACAAAAAUAUUGGUUUGCAUGUUAUGCCCUCUGGUGGAAAGAAGAAAGAUGGAUUAAAAGAAACAUCAGAUGCAACAUAUAAAGAUGGCCCCUCUCAAUUGUCAAACUCGAUGGAGAAAAACUUGCAGGCGUUGGUGAAAGGUAGGAGCCUAAAUGAUGUUAACCAAUCUCCUCUGAUGGGAGAUCCUGAUUUUCAACAGCUAAGCAAGUCCAGUGACUUACCUGUAAAAAAACAUAAAGAGAACCAUAAAGUAUGUGACAACUAUUCUGAUGGAGGUGAUACCAAGAAUUUAAAGAUGAAAAGCAGAAGGGAUAAUAGUGAUCAAGAUAGUUCUAGAGCUUCCAAGAAAUUGAAGAGUGAAGGUAUGCAUCUUAAUGAUGAAGACAGGAUGUCAGACCACAGUGAGCCCACAGGGAAAACAGGUCCUAGCUCAAGUAGUGGUUUUCCUACUACAUCGUCUGAGAAGGAUCAGCAUCGAUAUAAUGGGCACUCUUCAUAUCAGGAUUCAAGGGAUGAUGUAAAUGACAGGGUACAUGUUUCUAAUAAAAAGCCAAAACACAAACUUCCAGUUUCCUUGGAUAAUGGAUCCUUGGAAAUGGGAAACUCUGAUACUAGAGAAAAUGCUAAAAAGAGGAAAGUGAAGGGGGAGUUCAAAGAAAAUGACUACAGGAAGGAAAAGAAGGCCAGGGUAUCUAAGUCUGAGGGGAAAGAGUCCAGUACAAGUAGGGACAGUGGUAGAACAGACAAAAAAGGUAGUCAUUCAAAGAACCAGCAAAUUGGGCAAGAUCUAGGGAGCAAUCUAUCUCAGCGAAGCUUGGAUGGUAUGGAUUCUUUGAGGAGGGAUUUGGGAUCUAUACAGCCUUCCAAUGCAGCCACUUCAAGCUCUUCUAAAGUUUCUGGUUCCCAUAAAACAAAAUCCAGCUUCCAGGAACUGAAAGGCUCACCAGUAGAAUCAGUUUCUUCUUCACCUAUGAGAAUUUCUAAUCCAGAUAAGCUUACAUCAGCAAGUAGGGGUCUCAAGGGGAAAGAUGACCAUCAGGAUGCUGGUCUCUCUGCUGUAGGUAGUCCAAGAAGAUGCUUAGAUGGUGAAGAUGAUGGGAGUGAUCGUUCUGGGACAGAAAGGAAGGACAAAACAUUCAAAGUGGCUAAUCACGUAUCAGGUAAUAGAGCUAGGGCUGAUAUUGUGCCUUCUCCUGAUAUCACAAACAACCAUUUAAUGAAUGAUGGUGUCCAUAAUUUAGGCCACGAUGAUCCAUAUCCUAGUAAACCACAGUCUUCAAAUCAAUGCCAUGAUGAAGAAAGACAGAUCAACAGUCAUCCUCAUGCUAAUGAGUCUCGUCCAAGGAAGUCUGGAAAGGGGUCCUCUUCACGGAUGAAGGACAAAAACCGAAGUUCUAAAACUGAAUUUGAAGUGGGUAAGUCCAAGAUUUCUGAAUCUCUCAGUGACCGUCAAGAUCACUCACCUUUCCAUGAAGUAAAACCUAGUGAUGGUAAAAACCAGUUACAGGAGAAGUUUGGAGUCAAGUCUGAUGAAACUGAUAACAGAUAUGUCAGUAAGAAAGAUUCUGCAGGAAAAUUACCAAGUGAGAGCAGCAAAAGAGAGAGCCAGUUAAAUUUUGGAGAGCAUGAUGGUUCACAUAACAAAGUAGAUUCUAAAUGCAGACAGGAUGCAUUGUCUACAACAAAGCAAAAUCAUCUGCAAGACUCUGAUGGUGAAAGAUCUUUGAAGAGGUUCCCUUAUGAUAAAACUGAUCAAGUUGGACUAGCUUCUGGGAGAGGGAAGUCACUACCAUUACCACCCACUGGAGGACCUCACAUUGAGACACUUAAUCGUUGUCCCAGACCAGUAACUGGGUCCCACAAAGGAAAUGGAGCAGAUAUUUUGACAGUUGAUGCCGUUGAAGGUGAUGAUGCAUUAAAGUCGCAAAAACAGAUAAGAAAGGCUGAUCAACAGAAUGGAACUCAGCAUACCAGUUCAAGACAUCCCACAUCCAAUGGACAGAAGGCCAGGGAACUUGACGCCCCUAGUCCAGCUAGAAGAGAUUCCUCCAACCAGGCUGCUACCAAUGCUCUGAAAGAGGCUAAAGAUCUAAAACAUUUGGCUGAUCGCCUUAAGAACUCGGGGUCAAAUCUUGAUAGCACGAGACUUUACUUUGAGGCGGCCCUCAAGUUUCUUUAUGGAGCCUCUUUGUUAGAAUCUGGCAACGGUGAGAGUUCCAAACAUAACGAGAUGAUUCAAUCAAAGCCAGUGUAUAGCUCCACUGCAAAACUAUGCGAGUUUUGUGCCCAUGAAUUUGAGAAAUCCAAAGACAUGGCUACUGCUUCUCUGGCCUACAAAUGCAUGGAGGUGGCUUAUAUGAGGGUAAUAAAUUUCUCACAUGCUAGUGCAAGCAGAGAUCGCCUUGAGUUGCAGACGGCUCUACAAAUGAUUCCUUCUGGUGAGUCUCCUUCUUCAUCUGCCUCUGAUCUGGACAACUUAAACAACUCAACCACAGUGGACAAGCUUACCUUGUCCAAGGGCGUUGGUUCUCCCCAAGUUGCUGGAAACCAUGUCAUUGCUGCACGAAAUCGUAUCAACUUCACACGAUUACUUAGUUUUGCACAAGAUGUAAAUUUUGCAAUGGAAGCCUCAAGGAAAUCACGGAUUGCUUUUGCAGCUGCUAAUGUAAGCUUGGGUGAGACCAAGAAUGGGGAGAGUAUGUCUUCCAUUAAAAGGGCUCUUGAUUUUAACUUCCAUGAUGUAGAGGGAUUACUACGUUUGGUAAAGCUUGCAAUGGAAACCAUUAGCCGUUGAAGGAAUCGAAAGUUGUUGUGGAGACAAUUCGACCCUGAAAGAAAGUUAUUUGGGUUAGUAUAUCCUGUGUAUAAGCCUUUAAGGAAAAAAGAAAAGAGGUUUGACCUGGAUCUCUCUGCCACACUGCAUGAUAGUUCUGUUGAGAGGCUGGUCAUCACCAACUUGUGAAGUUAGUGCUCUCUGUACAUGUUUGAAAUACAAGAUGAAUAAUGGCAUCUUCAAUGUAUUUUUAAGGGGCUGCAUCUGCUUUCGGAAUUGAACAAGGGGCAAAUUGAGGAAGAGUGAUCUGUUACCAAUUAAGUCUUUGGCCAAAAUGAUUCUGAGAUUUUAGAUUUAUGUGGAUAUAUGAGCCUUGGGGAUUGUUGUUCAAGAUAUAAUAGCUGUGGGGUAUUUGAAUUUUUAUACCGGAACUUGCAAUCUGUUGGGCUUCUCUCUUCUUUAAGGAAGAUAUAGUUUUUCUGCCCUGUCAAUUUGAUAUUUACUUUAUUUGGAGACAACUUAAGGAUGAGCUGCCAGCAUGUGCAUGAACUUUGCAAUAUUGGUUUACCUGCAGACACUUCAAAAAUUAUGUAAAGAGCAUAAAAGAAAUGGCAGUCUCAGGUGGUCUUCAAUAGUUUCUUAUUGUAGUUGGGAAUGAGUCUCUCUUUGUUGUUGAUAGAUACAAGCAAGAAUAAGUCAGAAAAAAAAUUAUAGCAGAAAAUAAAUUACAGUUAUAACCGUGUAAACUACCAGAACAGUAUUUCCAGAUUAUUUUCCUUAAAGAGGCUGUCCAUGUAAAUAUGUGAACCAUUGAUUUAUGUUCAUACCAGGAAUAGCUUAAGCUUUUUUUUCAAAAGGGCGGAGGGAGUGUAAUUUCAUACCAUCAGUGAUAGCACAUUUGCAUCUUACAGGUUAAGCAAUUGGGGCAGUCACAGUGGCAUCACGGAUGGCUAAUGGGUUACUGACUGCAGUGGAGAACUUGCCUUUUUGAUCCCCUAGACAAAAUCCAGUAUAGUUUUUCUUUUUUAUUUCUAGUUGCUCUGUAAACGGAUGAGAUUUUUGACCCCUCCAUACCUGCUUACCAAGUACUUAUUCUUACACCUGUACAAUUGUAGCAACAUUUACCCAAUUCUUCAUAAUAAAAUUUUGAAAUCU